Rotaria socialis is the source of this 534-nucleotide messenger RNA. Lineage: Eukaryota; Metazoa; Rotifera; Eurotatoria; Philodinida; Philodinidae. The record is from the annotation of a GenBank genome assembly.
AUGUGGCAACAUGCACAUCGUGUCGACUAUUUUUUUCGGAGGCAUGCACUCCGACAAGCGAAAGAACAUGCAUGCGAAUUUAACGAUGAUCGUACAAUAACAGUAAAGACGCGUGGUAGACAUUCGGCUUGUCGCUUGAAAAAAUGUUUCGUUCUUGGAAUGAAUUUCAAAUCAAUUCGUUGUUUAAAUCAAACAUCGAUAGAAAAAAUGGAGCAAGAACCAAUUCGACUGUCGAAACCUGCAACAUUGAGUCUUCUAUUAAAAGAUCGUUCAGCAUUAGCAUUCGACGAUUGGACUCUCCUUUCAAAUAUUGUUUAUGCUUAUGAUCAACAAAAUACAAAAAAUAAUUAUAAGCCAUUGAGAACAUUCAAUUCAUUCUUUGUUGCUUCUGAAGUGCACGUACUUGAAAAUGAAUAUGCUUGCCCGAAUUGCAAUGAAAUGAUUGGUGAUAAUUACACAAAAGAUAGUCAACGUCAUGCUACCAGAAUGGAACUCAAUGAAACACUCGUUAAAAUGAUACAUAUGAUUUCAUGA